GACCAAAAUAACAAUCGCAUCCUCUCGGGCCUUUCCCAUAAACUGUAAAACAACCCAAGGGGUUGCGAAAGUAAAACGUCGGGAAAGCGUCGCAAUGCAUUGUGGGAACGAUUAAGAAAGAAAAAGAUAAACAAAAUGGCUGCCCUCACACGGGAAGCCAUUGAGGAAGAAGUGCGAAACAUUCAAAAUAAGAAAAAGGCCUUAGAAACCAAAGGCGUUGAGUUGGAUGAAGAGGAGGCAGAAAGGGUCGGUUUGGGGGCAACAGGCCAUUAUGACCAGGACAUUUAUAGCAACAGUGGAAAGACGUCCCUUCUUGGAUAUGACACAUCCAUUGCAGCAAGCGAGGAGAGAGAUGAUGAGGACGACUCGAGCACAGUCUUUCAACCGAAGAUGUCGUCUUACACAGCCCCACUCAAUUUCCUAAACGACACACUGAAUGACAAGGAUUUUGAUCCCAUGCAAGAGCACAGACCACAAAGAGUUCGAGACAGAGAAGGAACAUACAGAGCUCAACUGAAGAACAGGAUCAUCUCCCCUGAGCGUUACGACCCGUUCGCUAAUGGCGGAAAAACCCCUGAUGUCAACGACAGAACAUUUGCCAAUGUCAUGAGAAGCUCUGCUUUGGACAGAGAAAAGGAUGCGUAUGAGAAACAAAUAAAAGAGAAAGCGAAAGCUGGGGAACUGCGUGUGGUGAAUGGCGGCGAUGCCCAGAAAGCGGCUGCUGCAGCCGCUGCAGAAAAAAAGAAACGCCGUUGGGAUCAAGCCGCAGAAGACUCUGGGGGGAAGAAAGCCAAAACGUCCUGGGAGUCUGCUGAGACCCCCUCCAACACACGCUGGGAUGAAACUCCAGGCCGAAAAACGGGGGCUGAAACACCUGGCGCCACUCCUGGUCAGAGUACAAGGAUGUGGGAUGCCACACCUGGUCACCUGACCCCUGGAGCCACCACCCCAGGGAGGGAUGCUGGUACUCCCGGGCAUCAAGCUUCUAGCGCCAGGAGGAACAGAUGGGAUGAGACUCCCAGAACCGAAAGAGAGACUCCCGGACAUGGCAGUGGGUGGGCGGAGACCCCUAAAACUGACCGGGGAGGAGACCUGAUACAGGACACCCCCACCCCUGGGGCCAGCAAGAGAAGGUCCAGAUGGGAUGAAACCCCUGGGGCACAGACCCCCUCAAUGACCCCCAGUGCAAUGACUCCUAGCAUGACCCCAGGUAAUCAGACACCUGGAGGAUCAACUCCAAGUGGUUUCACCCCCGGAGGUUCCACCCCCAGUGGGUUUACCCCAGGCGGCAUCACCCCAAGUGGGACAACACCUACUGGAGCCAAAGCUAUGGCGAUGGCCACACCCACCCCAGGUCACCUGAUGUCCAUGACCCCGGAGCAGCUACAGGCAUACACCUGGCAGAGGGAGAUAGACGAGAGGAACCGCCCCCUCUCCGACGACGAGUUGGACUCGCUGUUCCCGCCAGGAUACAAGGUUCUCCAACCCCCUGCAGGGUACAUCCCCAUUCGUACACCAGCCCGUAAGCUGAUCGCGACCCCCACCCCCAUGGCUGGGACUCCGGCCGGGUUCAGGAUGCAGACCCCCGACACAAAGACCCAGAUUGUGGACAUGCAGCCCAAGGGGAACCUGCCCAUGAUGAAGCCAGACGACAUGCAGUACUUUGACAAGCUCCUGGUUGAAGUGGAUGAAGAGACGUUAUCACCAGAGGAACAGAAAGAGAGAAAAAUCAUGAAACUUCUUCUUAAGAUCAAGAAUGGAACUCCUCCAAUGAGAAAGGCUGCCCUCCGACAGAUCACAGACAAGGCACGCGAGUUUGGGGCGGGGCCGCUGUUCAAUCAGAUCCUGCCCCUCUUGAUGUCCCCGACCCUGGAGGACCAGGAGCGUCACCUUCUGGUCAAGGUCAUUGACCGCAUCCUGUACAAACUGGACGACCUGGUGCGGCCCUACGUCCACAAGAUCCUGGUCGUCAUCGAGCCGCUGCUGAUCGACGAGGACUACUACGCCAGAGUGGAGGGCAGGGAAAUCAUCUCUAACUUGGCAAAGGCUGCAGGUUUGGCCACCAUGAUCUCUACAAUGAGACCUGACAUUGACAACUUGGACGAGUACGUCCGUAACACAACCGCCAGGGCCUUCGCUGUCGUAGCCUCGGCCUUGGGGAUCCCCUCCCUGCUGCCCUUCUUGAAGGCCGUGUGUAAGAGCAAGAAGUCAUGGCAGGCCAGACACACAGGAAUCAAGAUCGUCCAGCAGAUCGCUAUCCUCAUGGGGUGUGCCAUCCUCCCCCACCUAAAGAAUUUGGUAGAGAUUAUUGAACAUGGACUGGUGGAUGAGCAGCAGAAGGUACGUACCAUCACUGCCCUGGCCCUGGCCGCGCUGGCUGAAGCUGCCACCCCGUACGGUAUCGAGUCCUUCGACAGCGUGCUCAAACCACUGUGGAAGGGUAUCCGACAACACAGAGGAAAGGGUCUGGCUGCCUUCCUGAAGGCCAUCGGUUAUCUGAUCCCUCUGAUGGAUGCCGAGUACGCUAACUACUACACUAGGGAAGUGAUGCUCAUCCUGAAGAGAGAGUUCCAGUCUCCUGACGAAGAAAUGAAGAAAAUCGUACUGAAGGUGGUGAAGCAGUGCUGUGCUACCGAUGGUGUGGAACCCCAGUACAUUAAGGAUGAGAUCCUGCCCACAUUCUUCAAACAUUUCUGGAACCAGAGGAUGGCUCUGGACAGAAGGAACUACAGACAGUUAGUGGACACCACUGUGGAGAUAGCCAACAAGGUUGGAGCAGCGGAAAUCAUCCAGCGGAUUGUGGAUGAUCUGAAGGAUGAGGCAGAACAGUACCGGAAGAUGGUAAUGGAAACCAUUGAGAAGAUCAUGGGGAACCUCGGAGCGGCCGACAUUGACUCGCGACUGGAGGAACAACUGAUUGACGGCAUCUUGUACGCCUUUCAGGAACAGACCACAGAGGAUGUGGUGAUGUUGAACGGUUUCGGUACAGUGGUGAAUGCCCUGGGCAAGCGGGUGAAGCCGUACCUGCCACAGAUUUGUGGUACAAUUCUGUGGCGUCUCAACAACAAGUCGGCCAAAGUCCGACAGCAGGCCGCCGAUCUCAUCUCCAGGAUCGCCGUCGUCAUGAAGACCUGUCAGGAGGAGCGGCUGAUGGGUCACUUGGGAGUGGUGCUGUACGAGUACCUGGGAGAGGAGUACCCCGAGGUACUGGGCAGUAUCCUGGGGGCCCUGAAGGGCAUUGUCAAUGUGAUCGGAAUGACCAAGAUGACUCCACCAAUCAAAGAUCUCCUCCCCCGUCUCACCCCCAUCCUCAAAAAUAGGCACGAGAAGGUACAGGAGAACUGUAUAGACCUGGUGGGUCGGAUCGCUGACCGCGGGGCCGAGUACGUGUCUGCUCGCGAAUGGAUGAGGAUCUGCUUUGAGUUACUAGAGCUGCUGAAGGCUCACAAGAAGGCCAUCCGUAGGGCAACCGUCAACACAUUCGGCUACAUUGCCAAAGCUAUUGGUCCACACGAUGUGUUGGCCACUCUCCUCAAUAAUCUCAAGGUUCAAGAGAGACAGAACCGAGUGUGUACUACAGUUGCCAUAGCGAUCGUAGCGGAGACCUGCUCCCCCUUCACCGUGCUCCCUGCACUGAUGAACGAGUACCGAGUGCCCGAACUCAACGUUCAGAACGGUGUGUUAAAAUCCCUCUCAUUCAUGUUCGAGUACAUCGGAGAAAUGGGCAAAGACUACAUCUACGCGGUUGCUCCACUUCUUGAAGAUGCUUUGAUGGACAGAGAUCUCGUGCACAGACAGACUUCAAUGUCAGCAAUACAGCACAUAGCCCUCGGGGUUUACGGCUUCGGCUGUGAGGAUGCUCUCACUCAUCUGUUGAACUAUGUGUGGCCAAACAUUUUUGAGACGUCCCCUCACGUUGUUCAGGCGUUCAUGGGCUCCAUUGAAGGCAUGAGGGUGGGAAUCGGUCCAAGCAAGAUUUUACAAUAUGCCCUACAGGGUCUGUUCCACCCAGCCCGUAAGGUGCGAGACGUUUACUGGAAAGUUUACAACACGGUGUACAUCGGAGCCCAGGACGGAAUGAUUCCCGCCUAUCCCAGGGUUCCUAACGACCAGAAGAACAACUACGUCCGCUACGAACUGGAUUAUAUCUUAUAAAGGGAGAUUACUAGCAGCAUUUGUGCGACUUUGCUGUCCUCGUUCUAUUUUGUGAAAGAGAAAAAAAUAUAACACUUAGACAUGAUGUCUGGAGACAAAAACAGCAGCUUGUUAAAAGUAGAUGUGUGUUAAACACUCUAUUGAUCGUGGACAAUGAGGGAUUUAGAUUUAUUAAAGUUGAUUUAAUGUAGUAUGAAUAUCAUUCAACUUUUAAAAAAAAGGAUCCGCGUCCACUGUGUUUCAUUUUGUACAUCUUCAUUUUCUUCGUCAGUCUAUCGUGAAAACAAAAAAUUGGCUCAUUAUGUUUGAAAUGACAUGAUAAUUGGUGAUUCCAAACAAAAAAGGGGAAAGUGUCUUAUAAUUGUGAUCUUCAUAGGUUUAUUUUUUUCAUUCCACAGACAUAUAAUAGAGAUUUGCUAAUACAUUGACGAGUGAUGUAUUAUUAUUCACAAAACUGAAAUACCUUAAGGUCAUCCACUUCUUCACCCUUUCAUCUUUCAGACCUAAAUAUUUAUUAUCUUCGACAGUGGUAAUUAUCUGAAGUUGAUUAAAAGAGCCCCGUUUUCUUUCAUGUAACGUGGAGAAAGUUGUGAAUUGAUUAUGUGUCAGUCAUUGUAACAUGCAAUUUUGUCGACAUGAAAAUAAACGCUAAAUCAUCAAA
This is a messenger RNA of Magallana angulata, 4816 nucleotides long. Its product is annotated as splicing factor 3B subunit 1-like. The record is from RefSeq and is a predicted model, not a curated record. The coding region runs from base 136 to 4155 and encodes 1339 amino acids. Gene Ontology annotation, biological process: spliceosomal complex assembly. The transcript has 22 exons. Lineage: Eukaryota; Metazoa; Mollusca; Bivalvia; Ostreida; Ostreidae. Gene Ontology annotation, cellular component: U12-type spliceosomal complex; catalytic step 2 spliceosome; U2 snRNP. Gene Ontology annotation, molecular function: mRNA binding.